AUGUUUGCUUAAAAAAUACUAAUUUUCUUCUUUUUCUCACAAAUAAUCUGUUUUUCUAAAUAAGAAUAGAGCCAAAAGGGCUUUUCUUAUUUAAGAUAAACUUAAUCUUUGAAAACUUAUUCACCUUGCGCUGGUAUCUAAAAUUGUGAAAUAUGCGAGUUUUCGGUCUGCUUGAAAUGUGCUGAUGGAAGGGUUCUCCCUAAUUGUAAUUGCUCUUAAGGAUUUAUAGAAGUCAAUGGAGUUUGCACUAAAUGCCCUGAUAAUUGUUAAACUUGUUCAAGCAGCUCUACAUGUACAACUUGUAACUAAUAAUAUACAUUAAAUAAUGGGUAAUGCACUUGCAACGAUGCCUUAAGUGGAACUAUAUGCAGUGAUCCAUUAAAUCUUACUUUUAAUACAUUUAUAGGAAGAGAUUUAAUAUCAGUACAAAUCAAUUUUAGUGAUAAUAUUAGAAUAUCUGGAAUUGAUGAAUCUAAGCAAUUUUAAAUGCUCUAAAGUAAUUGCAUUAUUUUACAUUAAACAACUCUUGCUAAUUAUGGAUUAGCAUUUAAUUAAUAAAACGCUGGUUGCUAUAUAAAUUAAAACCAUUAAAAUUAGUUUAUAAUUGUAGUAGGUUAACAAUAUGAUAAAGUUGGUAUCUUACAAACUCCUAAGUUAGUUACAAAUUAAAUACUAAAUUACAGAAAUGGAUAAGUCAAACAAAUAUAUUCUGCAUUAACAAAUUAAGUAGGGAUUCUAAACUAAUUAAAUUAAAUAAGUAAAUCUUGCUAUUUUCAAAAUAAUUAAAUUGAAAUAGGCGUACCAUUUACUCCAUCAAGCAGUAAAACUGCUACCAUAGUUAACUAAAGUAAUUUAAAUGUUUAAUGUAGUUUGAUUUCUAACACGCAAGCAAACCCAACAUUACCUUUUUCCUGUACUUAAACUUAGUUAAAAUUUGACUUGAAAAAUUUCUUUAAAGGGACAGUAAUAACAAUCUAAGCAGUUUGUACAAAUAUUUUUUAAAUAGUAACAAACGACCAAAUUUAAAUAUCUCUUACUGAUAAAGAUAAUCAAAUAAAUAUUCUUAAUAUUAGUAAAUUACUUUCAAAUUAUAAUUUUAAUUCUAAAAUUCCUUUCGAACUUUCAUUAACUCACACACCAUCUUCUUCAAUGUUAGAUUUUGCUGUUAAUAUAAAUUCUUAUCCUUAAAUAUUUACUCCUAUUUCUGUUAAACCUGAAAUCAUUCUAUAUGAAUUUGAUAUUCCUCCAAAUUCAGUUACAUAAGACACUUAUGUUGAAUUAAAGGUUUCUGUAAGCAACACUCAAUAAACAGUAUAAACUGUUUAAUACUUUUGGUUUAACUAUCAAAGUUAUUUUCAAUUAUCUCUCCUUUAAAAAACUCCAAUCAUAAAUUUUGAUCCAUCUUAAAGUUUAACUUUAAAUGCUUAAGUUAUUGAUUCAAAUUAUGCGACAACAGACACAAAUUUGUUUUCAAUUUAGUGGGUCUGCUUCGAUACAAAUAAUCUACCAUGCCAGUCAAGUAAUGGAGCUCUUAUUGAUUUAAAUUCUGGUUAUGAAUUGGAUAUGCCAAAAAAUAUAUUAAGUUUGAAUAGUAAUUACAAUAUUUAUGCUAUCGCUUCAAGAAAUUCUGAUUUUACAAAUACUUAAAAGGCUAUCAUAAGCAUAUAUACUAUACCUGCUCAGUUAUCUUAUACUAUUUAAAAUCAGUUAUCUCCCAGCUCAAUAACUGUUUCUUAUCAAGAUAUAAUUUCAGUGUAUCUAGAUUAUACUUUGAAUAAUACACUUAUUAACUAUACAGUCAGAAUAUUUAAAGAUAAAUACACAAUGAAGAGUAUGUAUUCCAACUCAAGUGCUAUUUCAUUUAGUAUCUAAGAUUACUUUCCCAAUCUAAGCUUUUCAAUUAAUUCACUAACUGAAUUAACUUUGCAAUUCUAAGCUAUGGAUACAUACUAUUAGUCUACAGUUGCUUCUCCUACUCAACUAGAUGUUAAAAUACGUAAUCCACCCUAACAAUGUGGCUUCGGAUUCAGUGGUUCAAAUAAUUAUAAGGGAUUCAAAGAUUAAAUUACAGUUUUUGUUAAUAGCUGCUAAUUUGAUUCUUAAUAUUAACCAUACACAUACCAAUACUUCUAUUACUAAAAUAAGACUCAACUAUAAUAAGAAAUUGAAAAUCCUUAAAUAAUAAAUAGACAAGAAUUAAGCUUAGUUUAAAGUAGCUCUCAGAUCAUCACAUAUUUCCCUCCAGGUAAUUUAACAUUAAUGGUGGUUGUACAAGGCUAAUACUCAGUUCAAGCAAAUUUUACCUCAAUUUUAGAAGUUAAAGAUAUUAACUUUGAUCAAUCUGAAUAUGAAAAUUUUAUAUAAGACCAAUAUUCUAAGGCUCAGUAAUAGCAAGAUUAAAAUUAAGAACUAAUAAAUUAUCGAAUGAUUUCAAUUGCUAUUCAGUAUUAUGAAAAUAAAUAACCAUAGUAUUAAUAGCCAGAGAAUAUUAAUACAUUAAAAAAUAACAUUAUAUAAAGAUUAUAAGAUGCCUCUUGGUCUAAACUAAGUUAAGACGUAUUAUUGCUUUCCUAAAAAAUUACUUCACAAAUUUCUCAAUCUAAAAUUCAAAUGAGUCCUGCUUUAGCUUAAAUUAUAAAGGCUUAAAAUGAAAAAACUAUUAAUGAUGUAUCAUAAGAAAUAUCAAAUGCAGAUUAAUCUACUUUAACUAGCUCUCAAAAAAAUAAUUAUUAAUAAAUUUUAAGCAAUACAUUAUAGAGUUUCGUGAAAAGUGUUAAUUCUAUAAACAGUUGGACAGCUUAAGAUUGCUAAAAUAUGAUUGAUCAAACAUCUAAAUCUUUAGAUGGGAUUUCUCAAACUAUGGCAGUCAAUUAAGCUCCUAUCAUCAUAUAAACUAUAGAAUCUGUGUUAACAGUUGAAAAGUUAAAUUACUAGAAUUUACUCAAUAAAUAUUAUAAAGGUAGCAGUAUUUCAGGUCAAACAUCUGGUAAUAAAGUAACAGCCAAUUAUCAUGUUUAAAUGCAAACAUACCCUACUUCUAGUCAUGUCUAUAGAAAUGAACUUUCAUAAAUUAAUGAAUAAUAUUAAAAUAAGACCUCCUCUUAAUAAAUAUUAAAUUUGCUUAAUAAAACAUAUCCUGUAAUAAUUCCAUCCAUAAAAACCGAUGUAAAACCUUCAAGAAGAAGAAGAUUCUUAACUUUAUACCCAGCUUAAUUAGAUGUUCCUAUGGAGAUCUAAUUUGGGUAAAUUACUGCUGAAGAAAAGUUAACAUGUAUUUAACGUUCAACAAGUGGAAAAUGGGUAGCAAACAGUUGUAAAGCUUCAGUUUAAGUCAUAGAUAAUCAAAGAUAAAUAAGUUGCUCAUGCAAAAAACCUGACGUAACUUCAUUGAUAGCAGAUGUUGAAUAGCUUUUUGAUAAUGAAAAUCUUAAAGAUAUUUUCGAUGGGGAUGGAAUAGAAAGACUUAUACACUUAACUGAUUGGUACAAGUAUGCACCAAUUUGGACUAUUAUAGGUUUAAAUAUAUUUUUGAUUGUUUUAGUAAUUGUUGGAUGUAAACUUGACAAAAGAGAUAAAUUAAAUAUUGCAAAUAAAAAAUACCAAUUAACAAAGCUUGAAGAAAUUUAAUAAAUAAAAAAAUCAAAAAGUUACCUUAAGGACGAUAUCAAAAAAAGCUAAAAUCUUUUUAUUAUAGUAAAGAAUAAUGAAAAAAUAGUAGAAAAAUUAUCUUAAUUAGAAACGAUAAAGCAAAGUGUUUACUAAGAGACUAAGGAAAAUGAAAAAUAAGAAAAUUAGUUGGUUAAAGAAAAUGGCAAUUAAAUGAUUCAAACUUAAUAACAAUUUUCAAAUUUUCAACUUGAUAACGAAUAAAUCAUACAUGCAGCAAGUUUAGAAAAUCAAGAUUGUGAGAUUUAGAAUUUAAAUGAAUUAGAAAAAAUUAACAAUUUCGAUAGUAAAUAGUAAGAUAGAAACACUAAAUCAUAGAACUCUAAAACCAGCUAAGCUAAUAUAGAAACGUAGCAGCAGUGUGAAACAAAUCAAAUAACUCCAACUAGUUAACAAUAUAUUUAAAACCCCUAACCAGCAGAUGACAAAUAACCACACUAGCACUUGGAUAUUGAUUCAAUUAAAUUUGAUUGUUAGUAAGAAAAUAGCGGUGAAGGUGAAGUACGUUCAAAGUAAGUGAGCUUAAAAAAUUUAGUUAGUAACGAAACUCCUUAAAAUAAUCAAAUACUUAUUGAAAGUUAAAAAGAAUUAAAAAUAGGUUCAAAAUCAGAUUAAAAUUUGAAUUCAAAAUAAGCAUUUUCAAUAUAAGAAUAGCUUGAUAAUGAUCAAAAUUAGUAAUAAUCAAAUAAUUGUUGUAAAUCAGAAUAACACCAAUUAUAAAGUACCAUUUAAAAUCAAUUAGAUGGCUAAACUCAAUAAAAUAUCUCACUAAAGGAUGACAACAUGCAAUAAAAAAAUAUGAGCAAAAAGGAUUUAAAAAAAUAAUAAAAAGAAGAAGAAGAAAAGCUCAAAUUAUAAAAAGCAAAAGAAAAGCUAGAUGACUACUUAAAAUUAGAAAGCUUGGUGAAAGGAAUCUUUGCUUUUCACAUAUUUCUCUCAACUUUCAUAAUUUACGACUAAAAAUUCUCUCGUGCGAUAAGAUUUAUAAUUUACUAUAAUAAAAUGAUAUGGCUUUUGGCGUUAAAUUCAGUCUUUGGAGUAAAUAUUAGUGUAGUUUAGAUAAUUAUUCUGAGUAUUACAUCAACUAUAGUCCUGCUUAUCGUAACUACAAUACUUACAGCUUUGCUUUCAAAAAAAAAGUUAAAAAUCAUCGGCUUAAUAAUUACUUUUCUAUUCUUACUAUUUUGCUAUUAUAGCAUAUUAGUAGUUAUUUCAGGAUAGAAUCCUUAGUAAGCUAAUAUUUGGAUAGGCUCUUAUUUUUUAACUCUAUUUAUUAACGAGUAUCUCAUAGGGAUACCUAUUUGCUGCUUAAUGUAUUACACAGCUAAAAAACUAGUUAGCAAAGUUGAGAAUCCAAUUAUUUUAUAAAUUAUCGGAACAGGGCUACUUAUAGAAGCAUUUAAAAAUUGA
This is a messenger RNA of Tetrahymena thermophila SB210, 5076 nucleotides long. RefSeq names its product transmembrane protein, putative. The record is from RefSeq and is a predicted model, not a curated record. The transcript is spliced from 5 exons. Lineage: Eukaryota; Ciliophora; Oligohymenophorea; Hymenostomatida; Tetrahymenidae.